GCAAAGUCUCACGAUGCGCGCAGUGCGUGCGUCCCUUUUUUUUUCCCUUGUCCGCGAAUUGGCGCCGUGACUACUCAUGACCCUCAACAGCCCCGUGCAGCAAUAUCUUCCCAUCGAUUGAGCAGGAGCCACCAGCCCUCCACCAUCUGUGGAUGGCAAGAGCGCCGCGCCCUCGAUGCCAUUCAAGGACGUUAGCUGCUUGAUCGAGGCAGAUGGCAGGUGCCACCUCAGCUUACACGGAAGGAGCGCUUCGCCCUCUUCGCGGACGUCCCCCUCGCCCUUCCUUGCAUUACAUCCAUGCGUCUUGCAUUCAUCAACGCUUCCUCAGGCACAGUUCAGUUGUCUCAGCGGCGCAACGGCAAUCAGCCUCGACAUGGCGAACACCACGGUGAUGUAUGCAAGGCGAGACCUUAGUGAUGGCGAAAGUAAACAAACAGCCACGGCAACGGAAUCUAAGUAGGCGGACGCCAUUGGAUGCCUGUCUCGAUUUGAAAAAGCAAAAUCAACGGAUCGGCCGCAUGUCUCAGGUCCGGUCGCUGCCCACUCGCCUAGCGCAACGUGGGGAGUUGGAGGGCACUUUAGCAUUGAGUUGAGUCUCAGGACUCGUUGACAUCAUGAUGCACCAUGAUGACCUCCGCCUACUCCACAGCGAGGCCACCUUACCCUGCAGCCGCUCAUGCCAUGGGAACGGCAGCAAGACAGCUUCGGCAACGUCUCAUUGCACAUCUCAGGCUUCAAUAAUUGCCAGACCAGCAUCUUGACAACUGACGGCACUAGUCCUGAUCUUUGAUUCUUGUCAUGGCCGGGCCACGAGUCAUUUAUUGGUUCCGGACGGAUCUGCGCCUGCAUGACUCCCCUGCUUUACAGGCCGCUCUCGACUUGGAGCCUGCCGUCUUGUGGCCCAUAUUCACAUGGGACCCUCACUACGUGUAUCGCGCCAGGGGCGGGCUCAAUCGAUGGCAGUUCCUUUUGGACUGUCAAAAUGACCUCUCGCGGUCACUGACGCGGCUCAAUCCCAAGUCCAAGCUGUUUGUUCUGCGUGAGGGUCCGCAGACAUUGCUCCCUAAGCUAUUCAAAGCAUGGAAAGUCACGCACCUCGUCUUUGAAAAGGAUACCGACGCCUAUGCGCGUGAGCGUGACCAGGCCGUCGUCGAGGCGGCCGAGAAAGCGGGCGUCAAGGUAGUGAUGCGCUCGGGCAGGACGCUCUGGGACAGCGAUGAGAUCGUUGCCAACCACGAUGGCAAGCCCACAAUGUCCAUGUCGCAGCUCCAGGCCGCGGCAAAGAAAAUUGGAAGCGUCCCGCGUCCCGUCCCUCCUCCGAAACGCCUGCCUGACCCGGGCGAGAUGCCUGUGGAUUUUGAGCAAGACCAGCCAGACACUGACCCCGACUUCAACGCAACUCGUCGCACCGAGAACGACACAGGCUACAGCAAGAUUGCAGGCCCCAAAGGAGACUUUGCGAUUGAGACUAUGGAAGAGCUGGGCUUUCCGCCCGCGACUACGCCUCACAAGGGCGGCGAGGGCGUGGCGCUGAAGCGCCUCGACGCCAUUGUCAAGGAUACCAAGUACACGGCGACAUUUGAGAAGCCAAAAACCAGCCCUGCCCAGUUCGAGCCCCAGUCCACCACCCUCUUGUCACCAUUCCUUCAUUUUGGAGCACUAUCGGUGCGGGAGUUCUAUUGGCGUGUGCAGGAUGUCGUUGAGGAGUAUGGCAAGGGCGCAUCGUCGCCACCUGCCAGCCUUAUCGGACAGCUGCUGUUCCGCGACAUGUACUUUGCAGCACAGGCAACCAUCGGGCAAGCUUUCGGGCAGACGGCCAUGAACCCGCACUGCAGGUUCGUGCCAUGGCACCUUGCGUCGAAGAGGGAUCCCGACACGGGAAUCAUCACCGGAGAGUACCAUGUUGACUCAAAAGAGGCAGACACUUGGUUCAAGAGAUGGCGAGCUGGUGUAACGGGCUUCCCCUGGAUCGACGCCCUCAUGCGCCAGCUUUGCGAGGAGGGCUGGAUUCACCAUCUCGGCCGGCACUCGGUUGCCUGCUUCCUCACCAGGGGCGGUUGCUAUGUCGACUGGGAGCGCGGAGCCGAAGUGUUUGAAGAGUGGCUUCUCGACCACGAGCCAGCCUGCAACAUUGGCAACUGGCAGUGGCUCUCCUGCACUGCCUUCUUCUCACAGUACUACCGCUGCUAUAGCCCCAUAUCCUUUGGGCAAAAGUGGGACAAGAACGGCGACUUCAUCCGCCGCUGGGUGCCGGAGCUCAAGGACCUCGACGCCAAGUACAUAUACGAGCCGUGGAAGGCGCCCAUCCAGGACCAGAAGAAGGCGGGCGUGCGCGUGACGGGCGACGGGCUGUCCUCAAACGACAAAGGCACGUACCCGAAACCCAUGUUCGACUUUUCCCACCGCCGCAACGUGUGCCUCUCUGCAAUGAAGACGGCGUAUGAUGUUGGACUGCAUGGGAACGAUGAGAAAGUUCUGGAUGGUACGUGGAGGGAGCUGUUUCCCUCCCCAGACGAGUCCGAGGUUCGCGGUGAGUGUGAAAGCGACGAUGGUGAGAGGGCGGAUGAGGGCGACGAAGACCUCGAUGCGGAGCCGGGGGACAAGCGGCGCCACAGCAAGGACAGCACCGAGGGCGCGGCAAAGAAGCAGAAGCAGUAGACGUGUGUCCACAAGAUGCUCGCCAUUUCUAGCAUGCCGUUGGCAAGCUUGGAGUAGCAUUCGGCAAGUUUGUAAGUAGAUCGCUCAAUGAACGGACCGUGCGCUCCUCGGUAGAAAAUGAAGAAAGUAUGCAUCAGUACUCGGCCCGCGGAUCUGCCAGGCGCGACCAUUCCAAGGCCCAGCGCCGCCGAUCCUCCACAGAGCCCUCCUGCUCCAGAGCCAUCUCCGACAGAUGGCUGAACAUGUCCCGCCUGCCGUUGCACGCCGCUGCGUAGAAGUGCUGUUCGGCAGCUUCGCGGUCCGUCCCCCUCAGCAACUGGCCAAGCUCCACGUCCGCCUCCGCGAAGCCCGCUGCGGCAAGCGCCUCCAAGAUGCUCAUCGCCUCGUCCCGCCGG
Purpureocillium takamizusanense is the source of this 3053-nucleotide messenger RNA. RefSeq lists its product as uncharacterized. Gene Ontology annotation, molecular function: FAD binding; DNA binding. The coding region runs from base 799 to 2658 and encodes 619 amino acids. The transcript has 2 exons. NCBI's taxonomy places the organism in Eukaryota, Fungi, Ascomycota, Sordariomycetes, Hypocreales, Ophiocordycipitaceae. Gene Ontology annotation, biological process: entrainment of circadian clock by photoperiod; circadian regulation of gene expression. Gene Ontology annotation, cellular component: cytoplasm; nucleus. The record is from RefSeq and is a predicted model, not a curated record.